Cynara cardunculus var. scolymus (artichoke) is the source of this 1554-nucleotide messenger RNA. Its product is annotated as 3-ketoacyl-CoA synthase 9-like. Bases 1 to 1554 code for a protein of 517 amino acids. NCBI's taxonomy places the organism in Eukaryota, Viridiplantae, Streptophyta, Magnoliopsida, Asterales, Asteraceae. The record is from RefSeq and is a predicted model, not a curated record. Gene Ontology annotation, biological process: fatty acid biosynthetic process. The transcript has a single exon. Gene Ontology annotation, cellular component: membrane. Gene Ontology annotation, molecular function: acyltransferase activity, transferring groups other than amino-acyl groups.
AUGGCCACCGCUAAACACCAUCAUUCCGCCACAAAAACCACCGCUAACGGUGGCGCAAACGUGCAGAUUCAACGACCACCACCCCCACUUCCAAAUUUCCUGGCUUCUGUUAAACUUAAAUAUGUUAAAUUAGGCUAUCAUUAUCUCGUCACCAACCUUCUCACCCUCUGUCUCCUCCCUCUCAUUGCCGUCGCCGCCGUCCACGUUUCCCAGUUAAACCUUGACGAUGUCGGGAAUCUUUACCGGCAACUCCAGUAUAACUCCAUCGCCGUCAUGGCGUUAGGCGGCGCCGCCUUGCUUGGAUUCACUGCCUACCUUAUGACCAGACCUAGAACUGUUUAUCUCGUUGACUACUCCUGCUACCGGCCGUCGGAUGACCUGAAAGUCCAAUUCAACAAGUUCAUGGAGCGCUCCAAGAUUCACGGCGGUUUCAAUGAGUCGGCGCUUGAAUUCCAAAGAAAAAUACUCGAACGAUCAGGUCUCGGAGAGGAAACUUAUCUCCCGGCGGCGUUGCACUGCAUCCCGCCGGCACCGUCCAUGGCCGCCGCGAGACAAGAAGCGGAAGAUGUUAUGUUUGGAGCUCUUGAAAAUCUAUUCAAAUCCACCAACGUUAAUCCAAAAGAUAUCGGAAUAUUAGUUGUGAAUUGCAGUCUUUUUAAUCCAACUCCGUCGUUAUCUUCCAUGAUAGUUAACAAAUACAAGCUCCGUGGGAACAUUAAAACGUUUAAUAUCGGCGGUAUGGGUUGCAGCGCCGGCGUGAUCGCCGUCGAUCUCGCGAAAGACAUGCUACAAGUACACCGUAACAGUUACGCAGUAGUCGUCAGCAUGGAAAACAUAACUCAAAAUUGGUAUUUUGGGAACAAAAAGUCAAUGCUGAUCCCAAACUGCUUAUUCCGAGUCGGUGGCGCCGCCGUCCUGUUAUCGAACAAGUCCGCCGAUAAACGCCGUGCAAAAUACAAGCUUCUUCAUGUUGUCCGAACCCACUGUGGAUCGGACGACACCGCAUUUAACUGCGUCUACCAAGAACAAGACGCCGCCGGAAAAACCGGUGUUUCACUGUCGAAAGAUUUAAUGGCGAUCGCCGGCGGUGCAUUAAAAGCAAACAUCACCACCUUAGGUCCACUGGUUCUUCCAAUCAGCGAACAGCUUUUGUUCUUCGCGACCCUAAUCGCGAGAAAACUAGCGAACACUAAAAUGAAGCCAUAUAUACCUGAUUUUAAGCUGGCGUUUGAUCACUUUUGUAUCCACGCCGGCGGGAGGGCGGUGAUCGACGAGCUGGAGAAGAACUUGCAGCUGUCGGAAGAACACGUGGAGCCGUCAAGGAUGACGUUAUAUCGGUUUGGAAACACGUCAUCAAGCUCGAUUUGGUACGAGCUGGCGUACACGGAGGCUAAAGGGCGCAUGACGAAAGGAAACCGUGUUUGGCAAAUUGCUUUCGGUAGCGGCUUCAAGUGUAACAGCGCCGUUUGGGAAGCCACUCGAGCCGUGAAGCCAUCGGCUAGUAACCCAUGGGCAGAUUGCAUUGAUAAAUUCCCUGUGGAAAUACUCAAAUAA